Messenger RNA from Pocillopora damicornis (cauliflower coral), 4453 nucleotides. RefSeq names its product UDP-glucose:glycoprotein glucosyltransferase 1. The record is from RefSeq and is a predicted model, not a curated record. Gene Ontology annotation, molecular function: UDP-glucose:glycoprotein glucosyltransferase activity. Gene Ontology annotation, cellular component: endoplasmic reticulum. NCBI's taxonomy places the organism in Eukaryota, Metazoa, Cnidaria, Anthozoa, Scleractinia, Pocilloporidae. Gene Ontology annotation, biological process: ERAD pathway.
AUUGGCUUUCUUUCCAAGAUGGCGGCCAAAAAGUGUCUGAGCAACGCAGGGGUAAUGUGUACUACGGUGGCCACUUUGUUUACCCUUCUUUCGUUAGUCCACCAAUCCUUUUGCAAAUCAAGUAGCUCUAAAUCAAUAAUAGCCUCUCUAGAUGCAAGAUGGGGAUCGACACCUCUUCUGCUUGAAGCAAGUGAAUAUUUAGCAGCAGAGAGUAAUGAAAAAUUUUGGAAGUUUGUGGAUUCAUGUCAAGAUAAAUCAUUCAGUCAUGAUUUAGAUGAAUAUAAACAUGUUUUAAAAACUGCAGGCCAGUUGCUAGCUCCGAUAGGUUUAAAUUUCUUGCAAUUCUCAUUGUCACUGAGGUAUUAUUCCCCCAGGGUGGAACUGUUCAAUAAGGUUGCCCAUGAUCUCCCAGCACCAGACUGUGAGGCUUUUGUUCAGCUUGGCAGUAGCACAAUAUGUGACAUUACAGAAGCUGUUUCUCUCAUCAAACAAGCAGAAAACAUACCCUUGGUGCAGGGUUUUGAAUUUGAUCACCACUAUCCUAAAUCUGAAAACAACUCCAUAGCUGUUGUGUUAUAUGGAAAGAUAGGAUCAGGAUCCUUUUGGAGAUUUCAUCAGCAACUUGUAAAUUUAGCAGAAAAUGGUCUGGUGCACUAUGUACUUCGACAUUAUAUUGAGUCAUCAUCAGAGAGAAAAAUGAGAUUAUCAGGAUAUGGUGUGGAACUGGCUGUCAAGAAAACAGAGUACAAAGCCAUGGAUGACAGUAAAGUGAAAGAUGAUGCAGAAGGAAAAGUACAGAAACAAGAGGAAGAAGAUGAUGAUGAAGUUGAAGGAUUCCUCUUUGGAAAGUUAAGGAAACUCUAUCCAGACCUAAAAGAAAAUCUUGAACAGUUCAGGGCACACUUAAAGGAAAGUGCACAUGAGAUGGCUCCUUUGAAAGUCUGGCAAUUGCAAGAUCUGAGUUUCCAGGCAGCACAACGGGUCAUGUCCUCUGAACCACAAAGAGCUUUGAAAGUGCUGAGAGACAUCAGUCAAAAUCUUCCCAUGCAAACCAGAUCGUUAGUGAAGACAAAGGUUAAAGAAGAAAUGAGGAAAGAGAUCAAACUUAAUCAAAAGCAUUUUUCACAAUUUGGACUGGAUCCUGGAGACAGUGCUUUGUUGAUAAAUGGCCUUCUGGUCCAAGUGGACGAUCUUGAUCCUUUUCAUUUGUUAGAUUUGUUACGUGGUGAAGCACUAGCGAUUGACAGACUCUCUUCCCUGGGCAUCAAGGGUGAACCUCUCGGUAAACUUGUGUCUCUUGCCUCUCAACCAGAGCAUGAAUCAUUUGUUUUGGAUGCAAGACACGACUCCAUUGUGUUUAUAAACGACCUUGAAAAAGAUCGGCAGUAUUGGGGUUGGCCUUCUGAACUGCAGGAGAUACUACGACCAACCUUCCCUGGGAUGAUGCGCUAUAUUGCCAAGAACAUAUUCAAUUUGGUUCUGUUUGUCAACCCUUUAGAUGCCCAGAGUAUCGAACUGAUCAAGGUUGUCAAUGAAUUGCUUCAAAAUUCGUUUCCAGUCAGAAUUGGUUUGUCACUGGUUGCCGAUGUUCCCCUGGAUGCCGAAGUCGACGCUAAGACUAAUGCAGCUGUAGGAAUUGCCAGAGCAUUUAGCUUCAUCUCAUCUGAGAAGGACUCGCGAGAGGCAUUUGAUUGGCUUCUUAAGUUGUAUGAUAAUUUGGCGGAAGGCGAUGUGCCGACUGCGGACAAGGUGUUAACUUCAUUUACAUCAUUAUUUGGCAAAGAUGAUGCUGAAGAAGUGUUCGGAGAAGGUUCUGAUUACGACGAAAAUCGAAAGUCCUCUCAACGUUUCUUUGACAAGACAGGAUUCCAUCAGUUGCCUCAAGUUAUCCUUAAUGGUGUGCCCAUCGACAGCGAAGAGUUUGAAAAUCUCGAUGAAGCAGUUGUGCGGGAGGUGAUGGUUCAAACAGGCCCCAUACAACAUGCAGUGUUUUCGGGUUCUGUUUAUCGCUACUCCAGUGUGUAUGAAUAUGUCAUGAGUCAACCAAACGUGGUAUCUCGAGUUAAUAGCAUGGUUCAGUCCAUGGAGAGGCCUUAUGUUGACUUGACUGGUGGUCAGUUAAGUACAGAUGAGGAUAUUAAUAAUCCUGAAGCGUUUGCUAAGCUUGAUAGUUCGCAGAUGGCUUCCGUUGUUGCCAAGGAAUUGAAGUACUUCACCAAACAAGGAGAAGAGCUAAGUUUAAAACCUGUGACUAACUGGGUUAUUGCUGACUUGGCCAGCAAAGAAGGAAGAGUGUUGGUCAGAGCAGCCCUCCAACAAGUGAAAUCAUCUUCAAGUGCAAGGGUGGGGCUCAUUCACAAUCCAGCUAUAAAACAUACGGAUGAUCGCCCAGAAUCACUUCAGAUCGCCAGAACAGUGGAGGCUGUAUUGUCUUCAAAGAGUCACGUUACGCCAGCAAUGUUAAAAUUCAUGGAGAAUUUGCUGGAUGAGAGCAACGACUUUGAUAAACUGUCUUCAGACGCCAAAGCAAUGGCAGACCUUUUGGCGAAAACACCGGGUUUGAAAUUAGAAGCUAUACAAGCAAAGUUAUCAGACGGGGGAACCUUCAAAGGCAAGCUGUUCUCACACCAGCAUUUCUGCACAGGUGUUGUUAACCUACUUCCCGGUCAACCUGCUGUUAUAACCAACGGAAGAGUUCUUGGUCCACUUGCUGGAAACACGUUGUUCACAGAGGAUGACUUUAAACUUCUUGAGAACUUUGACAUGGAUUUGUAUGCUCGCAAAGUUAGAGACCAGAUUGAUGAAAUGACAUUUGAUGGUUUGUCUGCGGAUGAUGAUACAAGUGAAUUUAGAAGUGACAUCAUCAUGAAGGUAUCCUCUGCGCUGAUCUGUCGAGAUAAGAGAUCUCGUCAGCAAAUUACUAUAAAAGCCAGUGAACACAGUGUCAUGAAAAUUGAGCCGAAGCAAGACGGAGCCAGUUUUGAUGUGGUGGUAGUUUUGGAUCCUCUGUCUCAAGCUGCUCAGAAAAUUGCACCGAUACUGAUGGUCCUUCAAAAUGCUACAAACGUUAACAUCAAGCUUGCCAUGAACUCUCGUGAGAAGCUCUCCGAGUUGCCUCUUAAUCGUUUCUACCGAUAUGUAUUAGAGCCCGAAGUCACAUUUAAUGAGGACGGCACCAUCACAGAGGGGCCAGCGGCGGUGUUCUCUGAUAUGCCACAGUCAGUUCUUCUUACCAUGAAUAUGGAUACACCUCUGGGGUGGAUGGUAGAGGCAGUGUACUCUCCUUACGAUUUGGACAACAUAAAAUUACAGGAGGUAGAGAACCAAGUACAAGCAAAGUUUGACUUGGAAUAUAUCUUUAUUGAAGGACACUGCUCCGACUUUCACACUAGACAGCCCCCCAGAGGACUGCAAUUUACCCUCGGUACUCCGAGAGACCCUGCUAUGUUUGACACGAUUGUCAUGGCAAAUUUGGGUUACUUUCAGCUCAAGGCUUAUCCUGGCGCCUGGUCUCUACGGGUUCGAGAGGGAAGAUCAGCUGAAAUUUACGAGAUAGAAAGUGUUUCUGGAAGCACAAAGGAAGACGACGGCCAUUUUACUGUCGUCAUUGACAGCUUUAUUGGAAAACUGCUCAAAGUAAAGGUCAAGAGAAAACCAGGCAUGGAAGGGAAAGAUCUGCUCAGUGAUUCUGACAGCGCGUCGUCGGGUGGUAUCUGGGACUCUUUAUCAAGCAUGGUUGGCAGUGAAACUAAAGGAGACGUCCCCAAAGAUGAAACCAUCAACGUUUUCUCCGUGGCGUCCGGUCAUCUCUACGAACGUUUUCUGAGAAUCAUGAUGUUGACUGUUAUGAAGAAUACCAAAAAUCCGGUGAAGUUUUGGUUCUUGAAGAACUUCCUGUCCCCAACUAUGACGGCGUUUCUACCUCACAUGGCCGAAGAAUAUGGCUUUGAGUAUGAACUUGUUCAAUAUCACUGGCCUCACUGGCUUCACGCACAAACGGAGAAGCAGAGGGUCAUCUGGGGAUACAAAAUCCUAUUUCUGGAUGUACUAUUUCCGCUCCACGUGAAGAAAAUUAUCUUCGUAGAUGCAGAUUUAAUAGUAAGAGCUGACUUAAAAGAGCUGAAUGAAAUGAACUUACAUGGAGCACCCUAUGCAUACACGCCUUUCUGUAGCAGCCGCAAAGAGAUGGAUGGCUUUAGGUUUUGGAAUGUUGGUUACUGGAGAAGUCACUUGGGUGGAAAGCCGUAUCACAUUAGUGCGUUGUACGUCGUAGACUUGGAUCGAUUCAGGCGACUGGCCGCCGGUGACAGGCUAAGAGGACAGUAUCAGGGCUUGAGUCAAGAUCCCAACAGUCUUUCCAACCUCGAUCAGGACUUACCUAAUAACAUGAUCCAUCAAGUUCCCAUCAGAUCCCUCCCUCAGGAGUGGCUGUGGUGUGAGACGUGGUGUGAUG